Molecule: messenger RNA, 996 nt
Organism: Haliaeetus leucocephalus (bald eagle)
Lineage: Eukaryota; Metazoa; Chordata; Aves; Accipitriformes; Accipitridae
Gene: CENPL
Product: centromere protein L
Exons: 4
Coding region: 1-996 (331 amino acids)
Source: RefSeq, a predicted model, not a curated record
AUGGAGUCGGUGGAGGGGGUGGCGCGGACGCUGCUCAGCUUCGGGCGGUUGUCGCGGGGGCUGCCGUUUGGGCGGGCGCACGGCCUUAGCUCUAGGGAUCCGCUGCUCCCGCUGGCGCCGCGCUCCCAGGAAAACGCAGAUCCCCAGAGAACAGCGUUUCUGCUGCGCAAGCAGUGGACCUUGUACAGCGUGACCCCUCUGUACCGAUUCUCUAACGCUCACCUGAGGGAUUACGCGAGGCUGCUUAGUUCCUUUAUCGCUGCCGAGAAGCAGAAGGGAUUGGCGGUGGAAGUAGGGGUUGAGCUGGACAUCAAAGUGUCUGUCUCCAGCCUCCCAUACCUGAAAGGUAGUGACCAAGACCAGGCUGCGAUUCUCGUGCAGCUUUCUUCAAGAUCACCAGCUUCCCCAAAAAACUCAGAAGAGAAACUGAUAUGGUCAGGCUGGUUCUGCUGUGUGUCUGGAGACGAUCUUUCCAAGAAUGUGCCAGAGGACUUCACUUGUUUACCUCUGUUUCUUGUUAAUGGGGCAGAGUGUUACACGUCCAUUGUUGGAAGUUGGUUUCAGAAGACUUUUGACUGCUCCUUCCGCCGCUUAGCCAUCAGCCCUCUCAUUCUCAGUUGGAUGGCAGCUAUGUGGACUGGAUGCAAAGUGGACAAAACUGCAUCUGCCAUGGAACUCGUUUUCUCUGUCCCCUGUCUGCCCCAGCCUCUGGAUAUUUCAUAUGCCAUUCAUCCAGAGGAUGCAAAAGCUCUGUGGGACACAGUCCAAAAAACUCCAGGGGAGAUCAUUCAAGAAGAGGUGGAUGUCUUUAUGGACUGCCUUUACUCUCACUUCCACAGACACUUUAGGAUCCACUUGUCAGCUACAAAACUGGUGAAAGUUUCUACAGCAAUUGCCUCAGCACACUGUGAUGGGAUUAUAAAGUUUCUACAAAGCCAAUACCUAACUGGAGUGUUGAUGCUACUGACAGAACUAGCAAUCUCUCAGAUAGAGUGA